Rotaria sp. Silwood2 is the source of this 792-nucleotide messenger RNA. NCBI's taxonomy places the organism in Eukaryota, Metazoa, Rotifera, Eurotatoria, Philodinida, Philodinidae. The record is from the annotation of a GenBank genome assembly.
AUGAUGAAAAUAAGGUUGAUAUGUUUUGGAUUAAUUUUAAAUUGUUUUAUUUAUCCUACUUAUGCACAACAUUUUUUAUGUAAUUCAAUUGAUGGAUAUAAUAUCAAAGAUUUAACAAAUGCUAUUCAAUGGCAAGUUACAACAGAGCAACAAUGUCUCACUAAUCUUGGUAAUGAGUGUAGUUUUUAUAUAAGUUUUUGUCAACGAGCACCUGCGUGCCUUAAUGAAUAUUCGGCAUGUCAAAAUGCAACAGGAACAACAAAUGUAACUAUUAUUGGUGGUUAUACUAGUACACUUUUUUAUCCAUAUGAAUCCGGAAAAACUGGUUUUUAUGCUAAAUUUCCUGCUGGUCCAAUGCAAAAUAUAUCAAAUACAACACGUUGUGAACCAUCAUUAAAAAUAAAAUUUAAUUGUAAUAAAAAUGUACAAUGGCUUGUUCCAAUGACUAAUACAACAGCAGCUGCACCACAACCAACUGAUAUUGAGAUUGAUGAAUGUUUGACCACUAUGACUUUUGAUUAUCCAGGAGCGUGUUUUAAAGGAAAUGAACCCAAAGGCGGAAUAAGUGGUGGAGGUGUUUUUCUCAUAAUCUUAUUUUCUGUUGCUUUAGUUUAUCUGAUUGUUGGUAUGAUCUAUAAUGGAUUGAUUCAAAAUCGAACAGGUCUUAAUUUACUUCCGAAUGCACAAUUUUGGAUUGGUUUACCAUUGUAUACUAUUGAAGGUUGUCGAACUUCAAUUAGUUUUUGUACUUGUUCAUCAACACCAAGUCAAGCAACAUAUCAAUCUGUUUAG